This is a messenger RNA of Leptosia nina, 987 nucleotides long. The record is from the annotation of a GenBank genome assembly. NCBI's taxonomy places the organism in Eukaryota, Metazoa, Arthropoda, Insecta, Lepidoptera, Pieridae.
AUGGCAGACAGAGAUACAGAUGAGUUAAACAUCGAUAACGUAAUAAAAAAAUUAUUAAAAGUCCGGGGCGAAAAGCCUGGUAUGAAUGUACAGUUAACGGAAGUUGAGAUAAAAGGCUUAUGCUUGAAAUCCCGGGAAAUAUUCCUGUCACAGCCGAUACUACUGGAAUUGGAAGCUCCACUUAAAAUAUGUGGUGACAUUCAUGGACAAUAUUAUGAUCUACUGAGGCUUUUUGAGUAUGGAGGCUUCCCACCAGAGUCAAAUUACCUCUUCCUCGGUGACUAUGUUGACCGUGGCAAACAAUCUUUGGAGACAAUAUGCCUUCUGCUUGCAUAUAAAAUUAAAUACCCUGAAAACUUCUUCCUAUUAAGAGGGAAUCAUGAGUGUGCUAGUAUCAAUAGGAUUUAUGGGUUCUAUGACGAGUGCAAACGGAGGUACAACAUUAAGCUUUGGAAAACAUUCACAGAUUGUUUUAACUGCUUACCAGUUGCUGCUAUUGUUGACGAGAAAAUCUUCUGCUGCCAUGGUGGGCUCUCGCCAGACCUCCAAGCGAUGGAGCAGAUCCGCAGAAUCAUGCGUCCCACGGACGUACCUGACCAGGGUUUGCUCUGUGACCUUCUGUGGUCAGAUCCAGACAAGGACGUCACCGGUUGGGGUGAAAACGAUCGUGGUGUCAGCUUUACCUUCGGCACAGAGAUUGUCGGAAAGUUCCUGUCGAAGCAUGAGUUCGACCUGAUCUGCCGUGCGCAUCAGGUAGUGGAGGACGGCUACGAGUUCUUCGCGAAGCGGCAGCUCGUGACGCUCUUCUCUGCGCCCAACUACUGUGGCGAAUUCGAUAAUGCCGGUGCACUUAUGUCCGUGGACGAGACGCUGAUGUGCUCGUUCCAAAUCCUGAAACCGGCGGACAAGCGCAAGCUGUACUCCGGGCUAAACAUGGGCCGACCCAAUACCCCGCCGCGGGCGCAGCCCAAAAAUAAAAAGAACUAG